Messenger RNA from Oryza sativa Japonica Group (Japanese rice), 2894 nucleotides. RefSeq names its product KH domain-containing protein At4g18375. Gene Ontology annotation, biological process: regulation of gene expression. Gene Ontology annotation, molecular function: mRNA binding. The record is from RefSeq and is a predicted model, not a curated record. Lineage: Eukaryota; Viridiplantae; Streptophyta; Magnoliopsida; Poales; Poaceae. Gene Ontology annotation, cellular component: nucleus; cytoplasm.
GGCCCCACACCAACCACGUCAGGGCAGCCGCCUCCUCCUCCCUCAUCGGUCUCCUCUCCCCCGUUCCUCCUCUCCACGACUCCACCCCUCCCGACUCCGCCUCCGCCGCCGCUUCCGAUCCGCGGCGGCAGCCGGAGCUCGGAGAGAGACAGGCCACCCGCCGCCCCCCCCUCCUCGCCUUCCCUGUGCGGCCUCGUUCGCCGGUGCGACGCGCCAUCCCGGUCCGCAUCGGGCUCAAAGGCAAAGGUUACUGAUGGAUCAUGAUAGAUCUAGAAGGCAUAAAUCAAAUACUUCCAGAAAAAGGCCACAUUUCAAUUCUGAUGACGGAAAGAGGAAACGGCUAAACUCAAGGCACGAUGAUGGAACCAUAUCUUCUGAGCCAAUAGAAACCAUUUACAGGAUACUGUGUCCGGUUAAAAAGAUUGGCAGUGUCUUGGGAAGAGGCGGUGAUAUUGUUAAGGCACUAAGAGACACAACUAAAGCAAAGAUAAGGGUCGCUGAUUCCAUUCCUGGUGCAGAUGAGAGAGUAAUUAUUAUCUUUAACUACUCAAGUCAGACUGAAGAAGCUGCUCAAAAUAUUUCUACUGAUGGAUUUGAGGACAUGAAGCCUCAUUGUUUUGCCCAAGAUGCCCUGUUGAAGAUACAUGACAAAAUUGCAGCAGAUGAAGAUCUCCAUGCUGGAAUUGUUCAUGAAAAGUCUGAAAAUGUUGAUGAUGUAAUUGCUCGAAUUUUGGUUCCAGGAAAUCAAGUUGGCUGUCUUCUAGGAAAAGGUGGCUCCAUUAUACAACAGCUACGAAAUGACACUGGAGCAGGGAUCCGUGUCUUACCAUCUGAAAAUCUUCCUCAGUGUGCACUUAAAAGUGAUGAAUUGGUGCAGAUAUCUGGAUCUUCUUCCCUUGUAAGAAAAGCUCUCUAUGAAAUAUCUACUCGUCUGCAUCAACAUCCUCGUAAAGACAAUCCACCUCUGGAAGAAAUUAUAGAUGCAAGCACACAAAGGAAGCAUCAGGCUCCACCACAAUUACCACAUGCAAAUCCAAUGUUGCCACACCUGCAUGUGGAUCACUCACCACAAAUACCCUUGCUUGAUCCAUAUAGAAACAGGCCACUGCAGUAUCAUUCUGCUGAAGCUGAAGAGUUCUCUAUUAAAAUUCUGUGUGCUUCUGAACACAUUGGUCAAGUUAUUGGGAAAAGUGGUGGCAAUGUUCGGCAAGUCGAACAGCAGACAGGUGCUUGCGUUCAGGUUAAAGAAGUUGGCAAAAAUGCUUCUGAAGAAAGGUUAAUUGUUGUUUCAUCUCAGGAGAUUCCAGAUGAUCCAGUGUCUCCAACAAUUGAGGCGCUUAUUUUGCUCCAUAGUAAAGUAAGUACACUUGCUGAGAAUCACCACUUGACGACACGGCUUGUUGUACCAUCAAACAAAGUUGGUUGUAUUAUUGGGGAAGGUGGAAAGGUAAUUACUGAAAUGAGAAGACGGACUGGGGCUGAAAUCCGAGUCUACUCAAAAGCAGAUAAACCUAAGUACUUGUCUUUUGAUGAGGAGCUUGUGCAGGUUGCUGGGCUUCCAGCUAUUGCAAGAGGAGCCCUGACAGAGAUUGCUUCGAGGCUUAGAACUAGGACACUCAGAGAUGGAAGUUCUUCCAAUAAUCCGACACCUUUUGCCCCUUUUGAUGGUCCUCCUGUUGAUAUCUUGCCUAACAGGGAAUUCAUGCUAUAUGGACGAUCUGCCAAUAGUCCCCCAUAUGGAGGGCCUCCUAAUGAUCCACCAUAUGGAAGACCUGCCAUUGAUCCACCAUAUGGAAGACCUGCCAUUGAUCCACCAUAUGGAAGACCAGCCAUUGAUCCACCAUAUAGAAGACCUGCCAAUGAUACAUCAUAUGGAGGGUUGAACAAUGAUGGGCCUCGUGAUCCUUACACUGCGUAUCCUGUAGAGUACUUCUCUAAAAGAGAGUACCCUAGUGGAAAUAGCAAAGUUACACCAUCUGCUUCAUACGACAGAUAUGCAGCAACUACUCGCUUGCCUAAUAGAGAACUGCCCUCAUCUAUUAGUCCUGGUGCCGAUUAUAUGUCCCGCCGUUCUUAUCUUGACCAAGUACCUACUGAUAGGUACUCUAGUAGGGGUACACUACAAUUAGGCCUCUCGAGAGCUGGGAAUAGUAAUGUGCAACAAUUAGGAAUCACCAGAGCUGGAAAUUCCAAUGCUUAUGAUUAUACCGAGGCCGCUGAGCAGAUCCAUGGACGUGAGGAUUACCGAAGACUGUCAGGUCUCACUGGGUAUCCAGGUGGCUCCGUCGAAUUUCGGAUUCCAAAUAGUUAUCUGGAAUCUGUCAUUGGAGCUGGUGGUGUCAAUCUAGCUGAGAUCCGUCAGAUCUCUGGCGCGAGAGUGAAGUUGCACGAAGCCCAUCCCGGUUCUUCCGAGUCCAUUGUGGAGAUCCAGGGCAUUCCGGAUCAAGUGAAAGCCGCACAGAGCCUUCUGCAAGGCUUCAUCGGCGCAAGCAGCAACAGCAGGCAGGCGCCCCAGUCCUCUCGCAUGGCCCAUUAUUUUUAGUAAGCUGGAGGACAUUCGCAACAGGGGGGUCACUGCACAGCUGAGUUUGUUCUUCAGUUCAACUGCAGAAAAUUGCGGAUCGGUUGCCAUAGUUGCUAGAACGGUACAUAGAUGCCACCUAACUGUAGUGAGCGGCAUAACUUUCAUAUUGUGUUUAUCGACUAUCUAGUUGAUUUUAGCGGCAAAAGCUGUACUGCCCAAUGUUGUCUCUCCUUUUGUUCAUGGAUUCAGACUUGUGACUUGAUUACUUGUAGUCCUUCAUGGAUCAGACUGGAGUAAAAAAAGAAAGAAGACAUGGGUUUAACAGGAAGCUCAAAACGGUGACAGUAGUAAAAUAAAAAGGGUUUGUUCA